This is a messenger RNA of Hyla sarda, 1194 nucleotides long. RefSeq lists its product as uncharacterized. The transcript has a single exon. Lineage: Eukaryota; Metazoa; Chordata; Amphibia; Anura; Hylidae. The coding region runs from base 1 to 1194 and encodes 397 amino acids. The record is from RefSeq and is a predicted model, not a curated record.
AUGUGGAUAAAGCCUCGUCCAAUCCCACGUUAUGUGGUCUCCAUCAUGUGGAUAAAGCCUCAUCCAAUUCCACGUUACGUGGUCUCCAUCAUGUGGUUAAAGCCUCAUCCAAUUCCAUGUUACAUGGUCUCCAUCAUUUGGAUAAAGCCUCAUCCAAUCCCACGUUACAUGGUCUCCAUCAUUUGGAUAAAGCCUCAUCCAAUCCCACGUUACGUGGUCUCCAUGAUGUGGAUAAAGCCUCAUCCAAUCCCACGUUAUGUGGUCUCCAUGAUGUGGAUAAAGCCUCAUCCAAUCCCACGUUAUGUGGUCUCCAUGAUGUGGAUAAAGCCUCAUCCAAUCCCACGUUAUGUGGUCUCCAUGAUGUGGAUAAAGCCUCAUCCAAUCCCACGUUAUGUGGUCUCCAUGAUGUGGAUAAAGCCUCAUCCAAUCCCACGUUAUGUGGUCUCCUUCAUGUGGAUAAAGCCUCAUCCAAUCCCACAUUACGUGGUCUCCAUCAUUUGGAUAAAGCCUCAUCCAAUCCCACGUUAUGUGGUCUCCAUGAUGUGGAUAAAGCCUCAUCCAAUCCCACGUUAUGUGGUCUCCUUCAUGUGGAUAAAGCCUCAUCCAAUCCCACAUUACGUGGUCUCCAUCAUUUGGAUAAAGCCUCAUCCAAUCCCACGUUAUGUGGUCUCCAUCAUGUGGAUAAAGCCUCAUCCAAUCCCAUGUUACAUGGUCUCCAUCAUGUGGAUAAAGCCUCAUCCAAUCCCACGUUAUGUGGUCUCCAUCGUGUGGAUAAAGCCUCAUCCAAUCCCAUGUUACAUGGUCUCCAUCAUGUGGAUAAAGCCUCAUCCAAUCCCACAUUAUGUGGUCUCCAUCAUGUGGAUAAAGCCUCAUCCAAUCCCAUGUUACAUGGUCUCCAUCAUGUGGAUAAAGCCUCAUCCAAUCCCACAUUAUGUGGUCUCCAUCAUGUGGAUAAAGCCUCAUCCAAUCCCAUGUUACAUGGUCUCCAUCAUGUGGAUAAAGCCUCAUCCAAUCCCACAUUAUGUGGCCUCCAUCAUGUGGAUAAAGCCUCAGCCAAUCCACCAUUACGUGGUCUCCAUCAUGUGGAUAAAGCCUCAUCCAAUCCCACAUUACGUGGUCUCCAUCAUGUGGAUAAAGCCUUGUCCACUCCUGGAGAAGGCUUGGAUCCUAAUCGUUACUCAUGGUCAUGACUAA